UGGUACUGGGUGAAUGACUCGGCGGCUUAAAUUUGACAGUUGUACGGUGAAUAAAACAACAAAUUCGCUUUGUGUGAGAAACUGAUUUAAAGAUGUCUCAGCUUGAAGAUAAGUCGAUAUGGGAGGAUGGGGAUGAUACGCUGGGCGAAGAAGUCCUCAGGAUGUCCACUGAUGAAAUUGUAAGCCGUACUAGGCUUUUGGAUAACGAAAUAAAAAUAAUGAAAAGCGAGGUUAUGCGUAUCAAUCAUGAAUUGCAAGCUCAAACAGAGAAGAUUAAAGAGAAUACUGAAAAGAUUAAAGUGAAUAAAACUCUUCCUUACUUAGUUUCUAAUGUAAUAGAAUUGUUAGAUGUAGAUCCACAAGAAGAAGAAGAAGAUGGGGCUGUAGUUGACUUAGAUUCUCAACGCAAAGGUAAAUGCGCUGUUGUCAAAACCUCUACACGUCAAACGUACUUUUUGCCUGUCAUUGGGUUAGUUGAUGAGGAAAAAUUGAAACCAGGCGAUCUUGUAGGAGUAAACAAAGACUCUUACUUAAUUCUUGAAACUCUUCCUGCAGAAUAUGAUGCCAGAGUCAAAGCAAUGGAAGUAGAUGAACGCCCCACCGAACAAUAUUCUGAUAUUGGUGGUUUAGACAAACAAAUCCAAGAGUUAAUUGAAGCUGUAGUUCUUCCAAUGACACACAAAGAAAAAUUUGUAAACCUCGGCAUUCACCCCCCUAAAGGAGUAUUAUUAUAUGGUCCCCCUGGCACAGGUAAAACCCUACUAGCCAGAGCAUGUGCUGCACAGACAAAAUCAACAUUUUUAAAACUUGCUGGGCCUCAGUUGGUCCAAAUGUUUAUUGGUGAUGGUGCCAAAUUGGUGCGUGAUGCUUUUGCACUCGCCAAAGAAAAAGCCCCUGCUAUUAUUUUCAUUGAUGAGUUGGAUGCCAUUGGUACAAAACGUUUUGAUUCUGAGAAAGCUGGUGAUCGUGAGGUACAACGUACCAUGUUAGAGUUGCUGAACCAGUUGGAUGGCUUCAGUUCCACUGCUGAUAUUAAGGUUAUUGCUGCUACUAAUAGAGUGGAUAUUUUGGAUCCUGCGCUUUUGAGAUCUGGAAGAUUGGAUAGAAAGAUUGAGUUCCCUCAUCCAAAUGAAGAAGCAAGAGCAAGAAUCAUGCAAAUUCACUCAAGAAAAAUGACUGUAAACCCAGAUGUGAACUUUGAAGAAUUGGCCAGGUCUACCGAUGACUUUAAUGGGGCCCAAUGUAAGGCAGUGUGUGUUGAAGCUGGUAUGAUUGCUUUGAGAAGAAGCGCCACAGCUGUCACCCAUGAAGAUUACAUGGAUGCUAUUAUGGAAGUACAGGCCAAGAAGAAGGCCAACUUAAACUACUAUGCUUAAAAAAUUAUAGAUUUAGGUUAAAUUUAAUAGAGC
Brassicogethes aeneus is the source of this 1409-nucleotide messenger RNA. Lineage: Eukaryota; Metazoa; Arthropoda; Insecta; Coleoptera; Nitidulidae. The record is from the annotation of a GenBank genome assembly.